AUGGAAGCAAUGUUUCUCUCAAUCAAACGAGUCCGACUGGAACAGCUCCACAUUAGCAGGAGGCUCGGAUCUGUUGAACAAACUGAUGUUGUCAAGACCAAGGAAACCUCCUUCGAAAAUACCAUUUCCGUCAGGAUCUUUUCUAUUCACCCACCAUGUAAAGUUGAUCACAAACUUCAGGAACACACGCUCCAAAAAUUGCCGGUCUUGAGUACCAUACAUCUUUUUCUCGAUCUUGUAGAUCCUGUAGGCGGCCCAGGCCUGAACAGGCGGGUUGGAAUCGGAAAAGUUCCACUCAUACGCAGGGAUCUGGCCUUGAGGAGACAUGUACCACUCUCUGGUCAAGAGAUCCAACUGCUUUUUGGCGUAAUUUGGGUCAAUCAUGGCGAACGGAAUAGUAUGGAACGCAGUGUCCCAAGAACAGUAGAACGGAUACUCAAAGUCGUCCGGCAUCGACAAAAUGUCUUCGUUGUAAAGAUGCUUCCAUUCCUUGUUUCUGCCAUUGGCUCUACCAAUGACAGGAGCAAUGUCCGAGUUGGGAUCACCUCUAGACCAGAAGUCGUGAAUAAAGUGGUAGAAUUGCUUAUUCCACAGCAAGCCACUGAACGCCUGUCUCUGGACAUUACGCAAUUCUUGAGGCAAUGGCAAAGGAGAAACAUUCCAGUAGAACUCUUCUGCCUCUACAAUUCUGUCAUCAAAAACAGAAUCGAACUCCUCCUCAUCUAUUUCAAUUUCUGGGCUCUUGGUGAGUUUGUAACGAACAGUCACAGACUCUCCCGGUGGGAUUCCUCCAUUUUCGUCAAAGACAAACCAUGCACAUGCCUUGGUACCCUUAUUCUCUGGGCUGACCGCUUCCUGAACCUCAUCGAUAAUGUAGUCGUGGAAACCGUCUUUAGUGUACUUUGUUUUGUUCUCCACACCGUAGAGCCGUUUGAAGUUGGUUUCGUUAUCGCAGAAAAGCAAUUUGGGCUCCACGUCGGCAGCAUCAUCAGUCACACCAGGAGCCGGGGCGAAAACCAGCCGACGGCCACCCAGUUUGAAAUGAUCAACCUUGAUAGAAUACUCGGAAUCUGGAUACUCUUUGGACAAUUCUGGCUUCUCAUGAGCCUCGCCAUCGCCCCACGCCCACGUGUUACGGAAGUAAAUCUGAGGCAUGAUAUGCAACGGAGCAGGAGCCUGGGAUCUGUUCAGAACGGUGAUUCUGAAAUAUAA
Ogataea philodendri is the source of this 1212-nucleotide messenger RNA. RefSeq lists its product as uncharacterized. The record is from RefSeq and is a predicted model, not a curated record. Lineage: Eukaryota; Fungi; Ascomycota; Pichiomycetes; Pichiales; Pichiaceae. Bases 1 to 1212 code for a protein of 403 amino acids. The transcript is spliced from 2 exons.